Rosa chinensis is the source of this 1965-nucleotide messenger RNA. RefSeq lists its product as uncharacterized. Gene Ontology annotation, biological process: DNA integration. Bases 1 to 1965 code for a protein of 654 amino acids. Gene Ontology annotation, molecular function: RNA-DNA hybrid ribonuclease activity; nucleic acid binding. NCBI's taxonomy places the organism in Eukaryota, Viridiplantae, Streptophyta, Magnoliopsida, Rosales, Rosaceae. The record is from RefSeq and is a predicted model, not a curated record. The transcript is spliced from 3 exons.
AUGAGGAUAUGCGUAGAUUACAGAGACCUUAAUUUGGCUACACCUAAAGAUGUCUACCCCAUGCCUGUUGCGGACAUGUUGGUAGACGCAGUUGCAGGGCACGAACUGUUGUCUUUCAUGGAUGGCAAAAUCCAUCCGUUUUCCCCACUGUUGAAGUUGCAAGGACAGAAUGAGUUUGUUUGGGAACCUAAACAUCAAGAGGCUUUCGACAAAAUCAAGGCCUAUCUGGCGAGCCCGCCAGUGCUUGUUCCUCCUAAAGCAGGAUUUCCAUUAAAGUUGUAUGUUUCAGCAGCUGAGGCUUCCAUUGGCAGCCUCCUCGCUCAGGAUGAUGCAAAUGGUGUUGAACAUGCCAUCUUUUACCUCAGUAGGACACUCAUAGAUUGUGAAACAAGAGAUUUAGAGGUCGCUGCCACAACUUUAGAUCGCCAGGAUUUAGCGUGCUUGCCAGAGUAUGCCACGCUUUAUCAAGCCACAAUCUCACUCCAGCCUUGGGUGUUAUAUUUUGACGGGUCAAGAACAGAUACGCUAGCAGGAGCAGGGAUUGUCUUGGAAAACCCGGCCGGCGAUCGAUUUUCCUACUCUUUCCAGUUGGAGUUCCAGUGUACCAAUAACCAAGCAGAGUAUGAGGCCCUCAUUAUAGGCCUAGAAGUACUACUAGAAAUGGGAAUCGGAGAUGUACAAAUACUUGGCGAUUCUCUCUUGGUUAUCAAUCAGUUGUGCAACGAGUUCAGAUGCAAUAGCUUCACGUUAGUUCCUUAUUGGAACAGGGCAUUAGACCUGUUGGACCAGUUUGAUAACAUACAUCUAAAGUACAUUCCUCGCGAGCGAAAUUUUGCAGCUAACGAGUUGGUCCAACUAGCAACAGGGGUAACAUUGAGAUAUGGCGUACGGGAGAGAAUCCUUAAAGUCGAGCGUCGCACGCUUCCUUCAUGGAUGGCGAGAAGAAAUCCUCCAGAUAAUACAUCAGUCGCGACCCUGGAACCUAUUGACGUGGAUUGGCGCAUCCCUUUGAUCGCUUAUCUCAAGCAGCUAGAUCCCACUGCCGACAGGAAGAUUCGUUUUCUUGCACUAAAUUACUUUCUUAGAGGUGACGAGCUGCGACGACGCGGCGAAGAUGUCAUAGACUUCAGAUGUGUUUAUGGCUGCGAAGCGAAACAACUCAUGCGUGAAGUUCAUUCCGGCAUUUGCGGUGCUCACCAAGCAGGUCCAAAGAUGCGAUGGUUGCUCAGACGACAUGGAUAUUUUUGGCCCAGUAUCUUGAAGGAUUGCAUCGCAUUCGCUAAAGGUUGUUUGGACUGCCAAGCUCAUGGGCCGGUCCAGCAUGUCCCUAAUGUUCCAAUGCAACCCAUUAUUAAGCCUUGGCCCGCAAGAGGAUGGGCGCUAGAUUUAAUUGGGAUGAUUCACCCACAUUCAUCACUUCAGCAUAAGUUCAUUAUCGUCGCAACCGAUUUCUUUACAAAAUGGGUCGAAGCAGAACCUUUGAAAGAAGCAUCUGGUGGUACGUUGCGACAAUUCCUAUUUAGGAACAUCAUAUGCAGAUUUGGUAUCCCAGAAGUUUUUGUUUCGGACCGGGGGGCAGCUUUCAUGGGUGGUGAAGUUGAUAAACUGGCAAAGGAAUGGGGAAUACAGUUCGUCCAUUCUAGUCCUUAUUAUGCUCAGUCUAACGGUCAAGCGGAGGCCAGCAACAAAAUCAUCAUCACUUUGCUGAAGAAAAUGUUGGAAGCUAAUCCGCGACAAUGGCAUGAGACCCUUUAUGAGACUCUUUGGGCCUACCGCACAUCGAAGCGAAAUCCCACCGCAACUACACCUUAUGCUUUGAUGUUUGGCAAUGACGCAGUCCUACCUUUGGAAGUCAACGUCCAAUCAUUACGAGUCCAAGAGCAACAUCAUCUCAUUGGAGAAGACUACGUUCAAGCUAUGUGGCAGGAACAUGAAGACCUUAGCGAAAAGCGUUGGAAGCUUUAG